This is a messenger RNA of Symbiodinium pilosum, 477 nucleotides long. Lineage: Eukaryota; Dinophyceae; Suessiales; Symbiodiniaceae. The record is from the annotation of a GenBank genome assembly.
AUGAAUAGCAUCAAGGAGCUGCAAUGGCUGGACAACUUGUGCUGUGCUGGGUACCCUAUUGAGGUUGACGGGUUGAGGUGGCCCAGCACGGAGCAUUACUUUCAAGCGCAAAAGUUCGCGACUACCUCCCCAGAAAUGACUGAGGAGAUUCGCUCUUUGCCUGGGAACUCCGUGGAGAGCAACUUCCGGGCAAAGCGGCUUGGCAGGACUGGGCAGCUACGGCCAGACUGGGAGGAGGUGAAAUACUCGGUGAUGAGGACCGCCGUGCUGGCAAAGUUCUCUCAGCACAAAGACUUGAAGCAAAAGAUGCUGAAGGACUUUCCUCUGGAGGCCACUUUCGUGGAGCACUGCGCUGACGCAGAGUGGGGCGACGGUGGCGAUGGAAGCGGCAAGAACUUGUUUGGGAAGGUGCUGACCGAAGUGAGGGAUAUUCUGGCUGAGCAGGAUGCAAAGGGUGGUUGCAAGACCGUACCCUGA